Beta vulgaris subsp. vulgaris (sugar beet) is the source of this 1402-nucleotide messenger RNA. RefSeq lists its product as uncharacterized. The record is from RefSeq and is a predicted model, not a curated record. Gene Ontology annotation, biological process: mRNA splicing, via spliceosome. NCBI's taxonomy places the organism in Eukaryota, Viridiplantae, Streptophyta, Magnoliopsida, Caryophyllales, Amaranthaceae. The coding region runs from base 212 to 1078 and encodes 288 amino acids. The transcript is spliced from 3 exons. Gene Ontology annotation, molecular function: RNA binding. Gene Ontology annotation, cellular component: U1 snRNP; U5 snRNP; U4 snRNP.
CAACAGACGCAGACGUAUUUUAAAUUUCAUCGCUUACUUGCGAGAAACUGCAUUUCUAUUUUCUCCUCAGAGCAUGCUUUUGCUUUUGCUGCUCUUAUUUUUGCUGCAUUUUCUCUCUCCAUUCUUCUCCGUCGCAACUCGCAACUCCACUGUCCUUGGGUCAUAUUGGUGUUUAGAGUUUAAAGGGUGAGAUAAGAACUAAAACAUCAACAUGUCGAUGUCUAAGAGUUCGAAGAUGUUACAGUAUAUCAACUACCGCAUGCGGGUCACUAUCCAAGAUGGGCGUCAGCUUGUUGGGAAGUUCCUGGCCUUUGACCGUCACAUGAACCUUGUCCUUGGAGAUUGUGAGGAAUUUCGGAAGCUUCCUUCCACCAAGGGAAGCAAAUCUAACAAAACUAAUUCUAAUGAGGAGAGAGAAGAUCGCCGUACCCUCGGCCUUCUCGUCCUCAGGGGUGAAGAAGUCAUUUCCAUGACGGUUGAAGGUCCUCCCCCUCCUGAAGAGUCGCGCGCCAAGUCCAUGGGGGCUGCUGCCAUGGCUGGUCCAGGUCUUGGUCGAGCCGCUGGACGAGGUAUUCCAACUGCACCUCUUGUUCAUGCCCAACCUGGUUUGUCUGGUCCAGUUCGUGGCGUUGGUGGUCCAGCUCCGGGCAUGAUGCAGCCUCAGAUCUCCCGACCUCCAGUUCCAGCCCCUCAGCUAUCGGCUCCUGCGAUGAAUUACCCAGGUGCUCCUGUGAUCCGUCCGCCUGGUCAGCAGAUGCCAGGAUUCCCACCUCCAGGUGGGCCACCAAGAGGCCCACCUCAUCAGGUCCCUCCCCCAGGCCAGUAUCCCCCUGGGUCGAGACCUGGUUCAGCUCCUCCUGGGCAUUUCCAGAUGCCUCCUCAAUAUGCCCAGCGUCCUGGGAUGCCACCUCCUCCCAUGAUGCGUGGCCCACCUCCUCCUCCCAGACCUGGAAUGCCAGCUCCACCUCAUCCUGGUAUGCCGCCACCCCCUGGUGGUCAGAUGCACUAUGGACCUCCUCGUCCAGGGAUGCCACCUCCUCCAAAUCCUCAACAGCCACCUCAGAACCAGCAGCAAUGAUUAUAAAACUUCAGGUAUCCUAGGAUGGUGAUGAUGCCUUAGACUUGGUUUUCCUUUGUCCACAGAGAGGGACUAUUCGUUUUUCAGAGGGUUUUAGCUUUACCGAGUUUUGAGUAGUACUUUGUACCUGUUGACAAAUAUUUGGCAGUGUAUAUUUUGCUAAUUAGUUGCCUUGAAAAGGAAGAGUUAUUUUGCUGUUAAAUGUUACCUUGUGAACUUGUGUCUAUUAUCUAGGAUGCAUAUUAAGACGUAUGAGACUAUGAGCAAAACUUGCAUCUUCUGGAUUAAUGAGGCAUAAAUUGCCCUGCAAUUUUUUUUGAUCUA